Aspergillus glaucus CBS 516.65 is the source of this 2108-nucleotide messenger RNA. Its product is annotated as nucleobase:cation symporter-2 family protein. Gene Ontology annotation, biological process: xanthine transport; transmembrane transport. Gene Ontology annotation, molecular function: xanthine transmembrane transporter activity. Gene Ontology annotation, cellular component: fungal-type vacuole; membrane. Bases 248 to 1987 code for a protein of 579 amino acids. The transcript has a single exon. Lineage: Eukaryota; Fungi; Ascomycota; Eurotiomycetes; Eurotiales; Aspergillaceae. The record is from RefSeq and is a predicted model, not a curated record.
UAGAUUUGUACAGAGUACUAGGACCAUCGGACCCCCGCGCCGGUCACGCGCGAUCCCGGGGGAAUCCGCUGAUAAGACCUUCCGCUUAUCUGAUAACACCGCCGUAUUCGAUCGCUUUAUGUAUCUAUCCCAAGUAGACUCCCUGCUACAGUGUAGUACAGCAGUCAGCGCAUGCUAGUUGCAGGUAUGCAUAUAAAUCACCGAUCCCCAGUUUCCCCGCCAGUUCUUGAUCCAGAAAACAUCAAUCAUGGAUCUCGAUCACUAUCCCAGACGUUCCUGGCCAGACCGGGCUAGGCGCAUCGUCAAGGCAUUCACCACUCGAGACGGCCUCGUCGGCGACUAUGACUACGCCUACCUCUUCACCCCUCGCAUCCCUUUUACCAAAAAGUCCCAACAGUCCGCUCCCUUUUUCGGCCUCGAUGACCAAGUCCCUGUCCUCCUGGCUUUGCUGCUGGGCUUGCAACAUACCCUGGCCAUGUUGGCUGGGGUUAUCUCUCCUCCUAUUCUGCUGGGGGGUUCCUCGGGUGCGAAUUUCGGGACCGAAACGUAUCAGUACCUCGUGUCUACUUCGCUUAUCACGUCCGGGUUGCUGUCCUUGAUUCAAAUGACGCGGAUGCAUAUAUGGAGGACAAAAUACUUUGUUGGAACUGGGUUGAUUUCCGUGGUGGGCUGUUCAUUUGCGACCAUUACCGUUGCCAGUGGUACAUUCAGUCAGAUGUACUCGUCGGGAUAUUGUCCUAUCGACGCUGAAGGAAAUCGUCUGCCAUGUCCACGCGGCUAUGGUGCAUUGCUCGGAACAUCGUGUCUGUGUUCAUUGUUGGAAAUCGGCCUGUCUUUCCUGAGCAGCAAGAUUUUGAAACGUCUCUUCCCACCGCUUGUCACCGGCCCCACGGUACUCUUAAUCGGUGCCUCGCUUCUGGAAACCGGCAUGAAGGACUGGGCCGGAGGAUCGGGAAGCUGUGGAAAUGACCCGGCCAGCCGUGCCCUGUGUCCCAGUGCAGACGCACCACACGCCCUCCCAUGGGGCAGCGCCGAGUUCAUCGGUCUGGGGUUCUUGGUCUUUGUCACCAUUAUCAUUUGCGAGCGGUUCGGAGCGCCUAUCAUGAAAUCUUGCGCCGUCAUUAUCGGUCUCUUGGUUGGGUGCAUUGUCGCAGGUGCAUGCGGAUACUUUGAUCGGUCUGGAAUCGACGUCGCCCCAGUCGCCUCGUUCAUCUGGGUCAAAACCUUCCCUCUAACCAUCUAUCCGCCGCUAAUAUUGCCAUUGUUGGCCGUAUACAUCGUCGUCAUGAUGGAGUCCAUCGGCGACAUCACAGCCACCUGCGACGUCUCCCGCUGCGAAGUCGAAGGUCCCGAAUUCGACUCCCGCAUCCAAGGCGGUGUCCUAGGUAACGGCAUCACCUGUCUCCUCGCCGGCCUAUGCACACUCACGCCCAUGUCCGUCUUCGCGCAGAACAAUGGCGUCAUCGCGUUAACCAAAUGCGCCAAUCGCAAAGCCGGAUACUGCUGUUGCUUCUUCCUGCUUAUCAUGGGCAUUUUCGCCAAGUUCGCUGCUGCCCUCGUCGCCAUUCCCAGUCCGGUUUUCGGCGGUAUGACGACUUUCCUCUUCUCGUCGGUUGCUGUCUCUGGUAUUCGUAUCAUCACCUCUGUGCCUUUUACCCGACGCAAUCGCUUUAUUCUCACCGCUUCGUUCGCCGUUGGUAUGGCUGCUACCUUGGUACCAGACUGGUUCUCGUACGUUUUUACAUACAGCGGCGACAACCACGGCCUAACUGGCCUUCUCGACGCGAUAGACCUAGUCAUGGAGAACGGCUUUGCAAUCACCGCAUUGAUCGGAUUGGUGUUGAACCUCAUCCUGCCCGAGAACCCGGAUGAAGAAAUGGCCAUUGUGAACGCCCAGAUGCAGGCCCCGGCUAGCCAAGAGAACAAGAACGAGACUGAACCGAGUAGUAAAGCGGAGCCGGGGUCUUCUGGUUCUGCUGCUGUAUAGAUAUAGAUUUUGUAUGAUUGGAUAUAUGAAUGGAUAGUUAGUUAGUUACCCUGUAACGUUAUGUCAGCAUGAAUCCGUAACUAACUAGUAUCAUAUGAAACAGUACAUACCUAUUCACCUG